AUGUUCUUUAAUCUUCAAUUGCUGUUGUUAGCUCUUCUCGGACUCAAUAUAUACGCUGCCCCUUUACCAGAAGAAACCUAUGCACAAAUUACCAAGAGAGGGGCCAGUCUGAAUGAGUUUUUAAAUAUUCUCAUCGGUCACCUACCGGUGGUCAGCGAGUCUCUCACCAAGGGUACAGCUAUUAUCACUGAUUUAAGCAACUUGCUCGGCAUCUUGACCGGUGCGCAAGAAACAUAUAAUGAAGCUGGAGGCACGUGCAAAGAAUACACCGUGGUGUUUGCUCGUGGUACAGCCGAGCCGGGAAAUGUUGGAGUUCUCGUCGGGCCACCAUUGUUUGAUGCUUUGCUGGACACAUUCGGUGAUUCUGCAGUCACUAUCCAGGGUGUCAACAACUACGCAGCAUCGGUCCAAGGAUACUUGGCUGGUGGAGAUGCGGCUGGAAGCACAGAAAUGGCGCGGCAAAUCGAGGCCGUGAAAUCGAAAUGCCCCAAGACCAAACUAAUUGCUUCGGGGUAUUCACAAGGUUGCCAGAUUGUGCACAAUGCUGCUUCGAAGCUCCAAGCUACAACUGCAAGCUGGAUUAGCAGCGUAUUGCUGUUUGGAGAUCCCAAGAAUACACAACCACUCUCGAAUAUUCCUGCUUCAAAAGUGUACACAGCAUGCCAUGCUGGGGAUGAUAUCUGCAAAAAUGGCAUCCUGAUCGGUCCCGCCCAUUUGACUUAUGCUUUGAAUGUAGAGGACGCUGCCAAAUUUGCUGCAAAUGCGGCAUAG
Messenger RNA from Penicillium waksmanii, 771 nucleotides. RefSeq lists its product as uncharacterized. The transcript is spliced from 4 exons. Bases 1 to 771 code for a protein of 256 amino acids. Gene Ontology annotation, biological process: carbohydrate catabolic process. NCBI's taxonomy places the organism in Eukaryota, Fungi, Ascomycota, Eurotiomycetes, Eurotiales, Aspergillaceae. Gene Ontology annotation, molecular function: cutinase activity. The record is from RefSeq and is a predicted model, not a curated record. Gene Ontology annotation, cellular component: extracellular region.